This is a messenger RNA of Strongyloides ratti, 294 nucleotides long. RefSeq lists its product as hypothetical. NCBI's taxonomy places the organism in Eukaryota, Metazoa, Nematoda, Chromadorea, Rhabditida, Strongyloididae. The coding region runs from base 1 to 294 and encodes 97 amino acids. The transcript is spliced from 2 exons. The record is from RefSeq and is a predicted model, not a curated record.
AUGUACACAAAAAGUGGUACAAAUAAUGAAAAUCCUGAACUUCCGAUGGAUUCAGAACCUUUGGAACUAGAAGAUAUUUCUAUUGAUGAUAUAACUAAUUAUAAAACUAUAAAUAUUUCUGAAUGCAAUGAUUUUCCACAAGCAAGUAAUUUAGCUGUUUAUAAUGAUAUAUGUGGCAAUAAUUUGACGAAAAAAAAUAAAAAUAACAUUGAGUUGUCUUAUUUUAAUCAAGAAUCAGUUUUUUAUGAUCAGCAGGAAGUUGUUGGAAUUGAUCAAAAUUUUAAAGAAAGUUGA